AUGGCAACCAGCAACUGGGGGAUAGGCAUCCUGUUUUUACUACAGACGCUCUUUGGAAUCCUCGGGAAUUUCUCUCUUCUCUACCGUUAUCUCUUUCUUCAUCUGACAGAACACCGGCUGAGGUCUGCAGACCUGGUCCACAGGCACCUGACUGUCGCCAACUCCUUAGUCAUUCUGUCUAAAGCAGUUCCCGAAACAAUGGCAGCUUUCGGGCUGAAACCUUUUCUCGGGGAUAUUGGAUGCAAACUUGUUUUCUACAUUCACAGCGUGAGCAGGGAAGUGUCUCUGGGCACCACCUGCCUCCUGAGCAUCCUCCAGGCCAUCACCAUCAGCCCCACGAACUCCAGGGGGGCACAACUUAAAGCGAAGGUGGCCAAGCACAUGGGCACCUCCACCUUCCUCUGCUGGGUUCUGCACAUGAUGAUAAGUAGUAUGGUUCCUGUGUAUGUGACUGGCCACCUGAACAAUGAAAAUAUCACAAAGAGAAGAGACUAUGGCUACUGUUCCUCUGUCCUUCAUGAAAGAGUCACAGAGUCACUGUAUUUAGCGUAUUUGGCAUUGGUAUUGUUCCACGAUGUUUUCUGUUUGGGGCUUAUGAUCUGGGCGAGUGUCUCCAUCGUCCUCAUUCUGUACAGGCACAAGCAGCAGAUCCAAUACAUCCAUAGCAACAGUCUCUCCCCCAGAUCCUCUGAGUCCAGGGGCACCCAGAGCAUCCCUGUCCUGGUGAGCACCUUUGCGUCUUUUUAUACCCUCUCUUCCUCCUUUCACAUUUGUUUGGCUCUCUUUAACAGACCCAGUUCGUGGCUGGUGAAGAGAACCACCCUGGUCGCUGUGUGUUUCCCAGCUGUCAGCCCCUAUGUUCUCAUGACCCAUGACUCCAGAGGGUCCUGGCCCUGCUUCGCCUGGAAAAGGAACACAAAAUCCCCUGCAAUUACCAGGGAAAUGUAA
This is a messenger RNA of Pteronotus mesoamericanus, 948 nucleotides long. Its product is annotated as vomeronasal type-1 receptor 4-like. NCBI's taxonomy places the organism in Eukaryota, Metazoa, Chordata, Mammalia, Chiroptera, Mormoopidae. The transcript has a single exon. The record is from RefSeq and is a predicted model, not a curated record. Gene Ontology annotation, biological process: G protein-coupled receptor signaling pathway. The coding region runs from base 1 to 948 and encodes 315 amino acids. Gene Ontology annotation, cellular component: membrane. Gene Ontology annotation, molecular function: pheromone receptor activity.